UCCUACGUCAUCAACACGCGCCUGCUGUUCUCCCCGCGCCAUUCCUACAAGCGUGUGUUUCCAGCUCUCAUUACAUUACCACUGGCAGCGCUUUAGCAGCCACUGUUACAAGCACAGAUUCUGUUUUCUACUGCUUUUCUUUUAGAUAUAUCCAGCUAUGGAUAUGGACAGUGCCAGUUCAGUGGUGCUGCAGGCCUUAACCCAAGCUACCAGUCAGGACACAGCUGUGCUCAAGCCUGCGGAGGAGCAGCUCCGGCAGUGGGAGACCCAGCCAGGCUUCUACUCGGUCCUUCUGAAUAUCUUCAAUAACCACAUGCUGGAUGUGAAUGUCAGGUGGCUUGCGGUUCUGUACUUCAAAAAUGGCAUCGACAGAUACUGGAGGAGAGUUGCACCUCAUGCAUUAUCAGAAGAGGAGAAGACGUCAUUGCGUGCUGGUCUAAUCACAAACUUCAACGAGCCUGUCAAUCAGAUAGCAACCCAGAUCGCAGUACUGAUAGCCAAGGUGGCCCGUCUGGACUGCCCCAGGCAAUGGCCAGAGCUCAUCCCCAUUCUGCUCGAGUCUGUGAAGGGUCAGGAUGGCCUGCAGCAGCACAGAGCGCUGUUAACCUUCUAUCAUGUCACCAAAACUCUAGCAUCCAAACGACUGGCGCAGGACAGACGGCUUUUUCAGGAUCUGGCAUCGGGCAUCUACAGCUUUGCAUGCUCCCUGUGGAGCCAUCACACAGACUGCUUCCUCCAGCAGAUCUACGCCAGAGAUGAGGCUGCGGCACUCAGCUCGCUGGAGAGGACACUGCUGUCUCUUAAAGUGCUUCGCAAACUGACAGUCCAUGGAUUUCAAGAGCCGCAACAGAAUAUGGAAGUAAUGGGCUUCCUGAAUGCAGUGUUUGAAAGGCUAAAACAGUUCUUGGAAUGCUGUCGCCAGGUUGGUUCAGACAGCACAUGCAGAGAAAAGCUGGAAAAGACCAUCAUUUUGUACACUAAAGUUUUGUUAGAUUUCCUGGAAUACCAUCCAUGCGCAUUUAUACCGCUAAUCCAGCGUUCCCUGGAGUUUGCUGUUACCUACGUGUUCACGCCUGCAGGAGAGGGAGUGACCUUUGAGCGUUUUAUUGUUCAGUGCAUGAACCUCAUCAAGAUGAUUGUAAAGAAUGAUGCCUACAAACCCGCCAAGAACAUUGAUGACAGUAAACCAGAGAGCCUGGAAGCUCACAAAAUCAAGACGGCAUUCUUCACCCACCCUACAUUGACAGAGAUUGGACGUCGCCUUGUCUCACACUACUUCCUUCUCACAGAGGAAGAGCUAGCAAUGUGGGAAGAGGACCCUGAGAGCUUUGCUGUGGAAGAGACAGGUGGUGACUCUUGGAAAUACAGUCUGCGGCCCUGCACAGAAGUACUGUUCCUGGAUAUCUUCCACAACUACAGCCAGACCCUGACACCAGUGCUGCUGGAUAUGGUUCAGAAUCUCCAGGGCCCAACCAAUGUGGAAGACUCUGUUCAGUUGCUAAUGAAGGAUGCAGUAUACAAUGCAGUGGGAUUAGCAGCUUAUGAACUGUUUGACAAUGUGGACUUUGACCAGUGGUUCAAGAAUCAGCUCCUUGGAGAGCUGCAAGUCAGCCAUCACAGGUACAAGUUGAUUCGUCGACGAGUCAUCUGGCUAAUAGGGCAGUGGAUUUCUGUCAAGUUCAAAUCUGACCUUCGACCUUUACUCUAUGAGGUCAUCUUAAGUCUCAUGCAGGAUCCCGACUUGGUGGUGCGAAUUGAGACGGCUACAACUCUUAAACUCACUGUCGAUGACUUUGAGUUCCGGACAGAACAAUUCCUUCCAUAUCUUGAGUCCAUCUUUGGGCUGCUCUUCCAGUUGCUGCAGCAGGUAACAGAGUGCGACACUAAAAUGCAGGUGCUCCAUGUCAUCUCCUGCGUCAUCGAGAGAGUAGGCAUCCAGAUACGGCCCUAUGUAGGCUGUCUAGUUCAAUACCUGCCUCUGCUCUGGAAGCAAUCUGAAGAACACAACAUGCUUCGGUGUGCCAUACUAACUACACUUAUCCAACUGGUACAGGGCCUCGGGGCAGAAAGCAAGAACCUAUACCCUUUUCUCCUUCCUGUCAUCCAGUUGAGCACUGAUGUUUCGCAGCCGCCACAUGUGUAUUUGCUGGAGGAUGGGCUGGAGCUUUGGUUGGUGACUUUGGAGAACAGCCCAGCCAUCACUCCAGAGCUGCUCAGAAUUUUCCAGAACAUGUCAGCUUUGCUAGAGCUGAGCUCUGAGAACCUGCGUACCUGCUUCCACAUUGUUAAUGGCUACAUAUAUUUGUCUGCCACAGAGUUUCUGCAGAACUACGCCGAAUCCUUGUGUCGAUCGUUUUGCGACCUGCUGAAAGACAUCACAAAUGAAGGGCAGGUGCAAGUGCUCAAGGUGGUAGAGAUAGCUUUAAAGGUUAGCCCCAUGCUGGGAGCCCACAUGUUUCAGCCCCUGCUGCCAGCUGUCUUCAGAGGUAUUGUGGAUGGUGAGAGAUAUCCCGUGGUGAUGUCCACCUACCUAGGCAUCAUGGGUCGUGUCCUGCUCCAGAACUCCAGUUUUUUCUCGUCUUUGCUAAGUCAAAUGGCUUCUGAGUGUAACCAGGAGAUGGACCAGUUGUUGGGCAAUGUUAUAGAGAUGUGGGUUGACCGAAUGGACAACAUCACUCAGCCUGAGAGGAGGAAGCUGUCGUCGCUGGCUCUGCUUUCCCUCCUGCCAUCAGACAACAGCGUGAUUCAGGACAAGUUCUGUGGCAUCGUCAACAUUUGUGUUGAGGCAUUACAUGAUGUAAUGACAGAAGAUCCUGAAACGGGCACUUUCAAAGACUGCAUGCUGAUGAGCCAUUUUGAAGAGCCCAAGCUGAGUGAUGAUGAGGAGCCACCAACUGAGCAGGACAAGAGGAAGAAACUGUUGGCCCUGGAGGAUCCGGUGCACAGCGUUUCUCUCCAGCAGUUUGUCUAUGAAAAGCUGAAGGCGCAGCAGGCCCUGAUGGGGGACCAGGGCUUUGGAGCCCUGAUGGAAACUGUGGACACGGAGCUCGUCAGGCAGCUCCAGGAGUUCCUCCAAGGCCUCUAAAUCACAUCUAAAGUCCUUCACUACCUUACAGAAACGCCCUUGCCUAAUGCUACCCUCUGAUCCCAUUUUUGAAAAUGUACUGGAAAGGCUAACAGUCUGCCUGACAUGUGGACUCCUAAUUCAAACCUCCCCAACCUCUGCCCAUGCUAUGCCUUAUCUAUAUUCAAAACCUAGCCUUGUCAACUGUCCUCAGCUAACACCCCAUGCCCCCCCUUCUCUAUUAUCUUAUUUCUUGUCCUUCCCUUUUUUAUAAAGACUGGGUUUAUGUGGGUCAGAGUAUCUUCACGUUUUUAAAACACCCACAUGACAACAUCAACGCACUAGAGCUUCCACUCAAUACUUAUAUUUUUCCUCACUUUUUUUGGUUUUGCUGUGAAAUAGGUAGAAAAUUGAAAAAGUUGUAUUAAUGUUGCGAAGGUUGGGGGUGGGGGAAGAAUCAUCUGCAGUGCCAGAACAGGAGCCUCGGACUAUUUUCUAUGGAAAAACCUACAGAUUGUAGCAGAAAAGGGGAUAAACCAAACCUGAAGGACCUGAAGCAGUGUUUACAGAAUCUAUUCUUAAAAGAGAAAAAAAUGAAAUGUAAUUUUGUAUGUAUGUAAAGUAUGGAUGAUAUUCUGCCUGACAUUAUUUGUAGUUUGUUUUUACGUCAUGUUAAUUUCUCUACAGCUAUUUUUUUUAAUAACAAUUUUGUCAUAACCUGAGGUCAAAUUGAAGUAACUACUGAGAGAACUAGAGUGUUUUUUUUGGUUUUCUUUGUAUGGUGGUUUAGAGUUUUGUUUUUUGGUUUUUGAUUGCAGAAUGGGGGCUUUUUAAAUGGUUGAUUUGCAAAAGUGCUGAACCAUGUUUAUAUAUACAUACCGCUGCUAAUUAAUGGUGUGUUGGAGCACUUUAAUAACCAAAACUGUCACAGCUUUUUCAUUCUUUUCACAUCAGUAUACUUAAACACAAUGGCAGAAGACCUCAGAGUAGUGCAUACUAGGCUGAAGUUGCAUUAGGGGCAUUGAGAGCCUUAUCUUGAUUUGUUGCCACAUCUUCAUUUUGACUUAUUCCAAAUGUGACAUGCUGUUAGGUUUCGUCAUCACUUUAAUUUGGAAGAAUUUAAUUCUGGCCUGUCCGGCUGUUAUCAAGUGGCAUUCAGAGCCAUUGAAAAGAAUCACAAUGCAUCACAGGUGGAAAAGAAGUUAGCUGUCCUGCAGUCUUUUUAUUUUUGUUUCUGAAUUGGCCUGUAAUUGGCGUGAUAGUUUGACAUAUUUGAUUUGAGAGGAGUCAUUUGUUUUUGUGUUCUAUCUUAAAAUGCUUAAUAAAUAGGAACGAACCUAUUUGAUAAAGAAAAGUAAUAAAUUACUGAAUAUUGGCACUUAAGUAUUUAAUAGUUGCAUUUUUACACACACAGUAGGAAACAUUGUCUAAAACUAUGUUGCAAUUUUAGACUCAUUUACAUAAGUUUUUUUAUGGUUUAACAAUUUUUUGUUUUCUUUUUUCAUCAUGGUGCGUGUUAACCUUCUUGGGAAAGCGAUGGCCCUGACAUUAGCUCCUUUGACACUGUGAUAAGAGUUGAGUAGCAGUCAGAAUUACAGCCUUAUGCUUUCAGCCUUACCUACCCGUGAAACACAAGACCUUUUUACUAUUAUGUUGACUACUUAACUAGUUCAACAGUACAAGAUUUCUUCACUUGUUAACUCUUGAUGGAAAUUAUUAAGUUUGUUUUGAAAACGACAUAGUAGAGGAAGUUCUGGAGCUAUAACUCUUGGUUAUGUUUUCAUGGGGAAAAAUACUUAUAUUCCAAAGCCUUCAAUAAAAUGCAGUAAUCAGCCA
Messenger RNA from Oreochromis niloticus (Nile tilapia), 4900 nucleotides. It is a transcript of the gene ipo11, whose product is annotated as importin 11. Gene Ontology annotation, biological process: protein import into nucleus. The transcript has 30 exons. Gene Ontology annotation, molecular function: small GTPase binding. Gene Ontology annotation, cellular component: cytosol; nuclear envelope. The record is from RefSeq and is a predicted model, not a curated record. The coding region runs from base 158 to 3085 and encodes 975 amino acids. NCBI's taxonomy places the organism in Eukaryota, Metazoa, Chordata, Actinopteri, Cichliformes, Cichlidae.